UGUACUGCGUGCCAACGGUGGCCGUUACCGAGGCCGACGACGAGAACGAUUCGGAGUGGGACGAGGACGAGGAGUCAUCGGAGGCGGACGACGACGGGCGUGUUUACAAGAAUCCCAGGAAUUCACCUUCGACCGAGUGCCCGCGGGACGAGGAGCAAGCGACGCUGCUGGGCCAGAAGUGUCUGCGCAAGUGUUCGUCGGACGAGGACUGCAAGAGCAAAAAGAAGAAAUGUCUGUGCGACGGGGCCUGCGGAAUGUCGUGCAUCAAGCCGGAUCGCGAGUGUCCCGAUCUACCGCAACCGAGCCUCGGCUCGGUGACGCUGUCCGGGAAGCACUUUGGAUCGCGGGCCACCUACAGCUGCCCGCACGGGUAUCACGUCGUUGGACUGCAGAGCCGACUCUGCCAGGCGGAUGGCAGCUGGGCCGGUAGUGAGCCGGUUUGCAAGCAGAACAUUUACUGUCUGGAGCCACCGACCAUCGAGCACGCGAGACACUCGGCCCUUCCGGAGCAGGCUACGUUUGACCUCGACUCGACGGUCCAGUACCACUGUCACACCGGAUACGCCACGGCCGGCUUUCCGCGGGCCAAGUGUUUGGCCGUCGACGGACAGGCUAGCUGGUACGGACCGGAUAUAUCCUGCGAACCCCGUUCUUGUGGCCAGCCACCGGAUCCUGCGCACGGCUGGCACGCCGGCGAGAGCUACACCUUCGGUGGCAAGGUUACCUAUCAUUGCGGCGAAGGAUACGAGCUGGUUGGGCGCGCCGAACGCUACUGCCAAGCGGACGGAUCGUGGACCCCGAAGGAGCUGCCGACCUGUGUUCCUCAACCGGCCGCUGAGUAGAUGCGUAGAUCAGUGUGUAAGCCCGAGGUACUUCACCGAAAGGAGCACUGUGCACUGUGUACCAGCGUGAAUCACUCUUGUAAGCAUUUGCCACCUAGGACGGAGGCUUCCUUUACGGAUCGAUCGAAUACUAUCCGCUAUGAUGUACUCGAAGCCAUCUGCACCUGAUAAUUAACCUAAAGUAACACGCAUAGAGUUGUAGAGACAGGACCAUCCAGGACCCCCGCUAGUAUAAGGAGUAACCCCAAGUAAGGAUAGCAGAGCCAUAGAGACCAUAAACUUCGCGCA
Molecule: messenger RNA, 1130 nt
Organism: Anopheles cruzii
Lineage: Eukaryota; Metazoa; Arthropoda; Insecta; Diptera; Culicidae
Product: protein lev-9-like
Exons: 5
Cellular component (GO): extracellular region
Molecular function (GO): peptidase inhibitor activity
Source: RefSeq, a predicted model, not a curated record